Acaulospora colombiana is the source of this 1311-nucleotide messenger RNA. The record is from the annotation of a GenBank genome assembly. Lineage: Eukaryota; Fungi; Glomeromycota; Glomeromycetes; Diversisporales; Acaulosporaceae.
AUGCCCAUCAUUAAAAUUCACGCUCGUCAAAUCUUCGAUUCUCGUGGUAACCCUACAGUUGAAGUUGACCUUACGACUGAUAAAGGGGUUUUUCGCGCCGCCGUUCCCUCUGGUGCUUCUACUGGAGUUCAUGAAGCCUUAGAAUUACGUGAUGGCGUUAAGACCGACUACCUUGGGAAAGGUGUAUUGACCGCGGUUUCUAAUGUAAAUCAUAAGAUCGCACCUAAGCUUAUCGAAGCUAACUUGGAUGUUAAAGAUCAAUUUGCUGUUGAUGAAUUCCUUUUGAAUCUGGAUGGAACCAAGAAUAAAUCAAAUCUUGGUGCUAAUGCAAUUCUUGGUGUCUCGCUUGCCGUUGCCAGGGCUGGUGCUGCCGAAAAAGGAGUUCCUCUCUAUCAACAUAUCUCCGAAAUCGCUGGCAGCAAAAGUCCAUUUGUACUUCCUGUACCCGCAUUUAAUGUCAUCAACGGAGGUUCCCACGCUGGUAAUAAACUUGCCAUGCAAGAAUUCAUGAUCCUUCCGACUGGCGCAGGCUCCUUUAAAGAAGCCAUGAAGAUGGGUGCUGAGGUAUAUCAUACCUUGAAGUCCGUUAUCAAAAAGAAAUAUGGACAAGAUGCUGUUAAUGUAGGUGAUGAAGGCGGUUUUGCGCCUAACAUUCAAGACAACAAAGAGGGUCUCGAAUUGCUUAAGCAGGCGAUCGAAAGUGCCGGUUACACGGGAAAAGUGAAAAUCGGAAUGGACGUGGCCGCCUCCGAGUUUUAUAAAGACGGCUUAUACGAUCUCGACUUUAAAAAUCCAGAUUCUGAUAGGUCAAAAUGGAUUUCUGGUCAACAGCUCGCCGAAUUGUAUAACGAGUUCAUCAAUGAAUACCCGAUCGUUUCAAUCGAAGAUCCCUUUGAUCAAGAUGAUUGGGGUUCGUGGAGUCACCUAAAUUCCUUGAUUAGCAUUCAAAAUGUCGGAGACGAUUUGACCGUCACCAACCCUGAAAGGAUUAAGGUUGCUGUGGAAAAGAAGGCGUGUAAUGCGCUUUUGUUGAAAGUGAAUCAGAUUGGCACCGUGAGCGAAUCAAUCAAAUCGGCAAAAUUAUCGCAGGACAGCGGAUGGGGUGUGAUGGUAUCCCAUCGUUCUGGUGAGACUGAGGAUACUUUUAUUGCCGAUCUUGUAGUCGGUCUCCGCACCGGUCAAAUUAAGACGGGUGCGCCGUGUCGUUCCGAGCGUUUGGCGAAAUACAAUCAACUUCUACGUAUUGAGGAAGAAUUAGGCGAUCGCGCAAUUUAUGCCGGCGAGCGCUUUAGGCAUGCUCACAAUUUAUGA